AUGGCUUCAUCUUCGCUACCUCGGAUCACGGUUUUGGGCUCCCUGAAUAUUGACCUAGUGUCCUAUGUUCCCCACCACCCAGAGCCCGGCGAGACGCUCACCUCGUCGUCUUUCGCUGUGUCGCCCGGCGGCAAGGGCGCCAACCAAGCGGUAGCAUGCGCCAAGCUGUCGCGAUCGCACAGCUCCGCCGGCACUGGCAGCGACGAGGGCGCCAGCGCACACGUCAGCAUGGUCGGCGCGGUCGGGACGGACAGCUACGGCGAGAUCCUGCUGACGAACAUGUCGUCGCACGGCGUGGACGUGUCGGCGGUCGAGGCGCGCGCGGGCCUCAAGACGGGCAUCGCCAUCAUCAUCGUGGACCAGCCGACGGGGCAGAACCGCAUCGUGCUGUCGCCCGAGGCCAACCACGCCCUGACGCCCGCGGACUUCCGCCCCUCGCUGGCGAAGCUCGGCCCGCGCCCCGACCUGCUCGUCAUGCAGCUCGAGAUCCCCUUUGAGACCGUCAUGCAGGCGCUGCGCGCGGCCAAGAGCGACGGCGUGCCCGUGCUGCUGAACCCGGCGCCGGCGCAGCCCCUGCCGGCCGAGGCGUUUAGCGGGCUGGCGCACCUGGUGGUCAACGAGACGGAGGCGGCAAUCUUGUCGGGCAAGGACGUGAGUGAGCUAGAUACCCUCGAGGGAAUGGAGCGAGUGGCAGCUGUCUUCAUCGAAAGGGGGGUCGAGACGGUCAUUAUCACUCUUGGAGGCCGUGGUGUGUACUACAUGAAUAAGGGGGGCGACAAGGGGCUAUUGCAGGCGGAAAAGGCCACAGUCGUGGACACAACAGCAGCUGGCGAUACGUUCGUCGGCCAGUAUGCUUUGGAGGUUGUUGCUUCAGCUGGAAAGAAGUUUGACAUCGUGGCUGCUGUCCAGAAGGCGAAUCAUGCUGCGGCGAAGACGGUGGAGAGAAAGGGAGCACAAGACUCGAUUCCGUGGAGGGAUGAGUUACAGUAG
Phaeoacremonium minimum UCRPA7 is the source of this 990-nucleotide messenger RNA. RefSeq names its product putative ribokinase protein. Bases 1 to 990 code for a protein of 329 amino acids. The transcript has a single exon. Gene Ontology annotation, molecular function: ribokinase activity. Lineage: Eukaryota; Fungi; Ascomycota; Sordariomycetes; Togniniales; Togniniaceae. The record is from RefSeq and is a predicted model, not a curated record. Gene Ontology annotation, biological process: D-ribose metabolic process.